AUGUUUGUUUGCACAACAUCAAUAGAGGCAGCACUGGGAACAGUCGCAUGUACUUAUGAUUAUGAGUGUUCAGGCGGUGAAAAAUGUGUAAAUAUCGCAGAUCAAGGCAAGGAAAAGGUAUUCCGUUGUCGUCAAUCACAAUACAAAGAUCCUCGUCAUGAUCAGCUUUGCCGCACAAAUGCUGAUUGCCCUUAUCAGCAGGUAUGUCGGAGGGUCGCUGGUGUAAGCUUGUGCGUUGACAUUGUAGCAUCAACUGAUCCCAAUGCUAUGCUAAACAUACAAAGAAAAGUGGUGAAAUUUGUUCAGGAUUUACUUUUUGCUAGAUUUUAA
This is a messenger RNA of Strongylus vulgaris, 330 nucleotides long. NCBI's taxonomy places the organism in Eukaryota, Metazoa, Nematoda, Chromadorea, Rhabditida, Strongylidae. The record is from the annotation of a GenBank genome assembly.